This is a messenger RNA of Epinephelus moara (kelp grouper), 1102 nucleotides long. RefSeq names its product XIAP associated factor 1 (gene xaf1). The record is from RefSeq and is a predicted model, not a curated record. Lineage: Eukaryota; Metazoa; Chordata; Actinopteri; Perciformes; Serranidae. The transcript has 7 exons. The coding region runs from base 94 to 897 and encodes 267 amino acids. Gene Ontology annotation, molecular function: zinc ion binding.
UCACUUUCUGUUUUGCUGAACCGAGACGAAAAGUGUCAGGUCACAAAGUCAGACUUUUUCUGUAAACCGAUCAUAGUUCGGGGAUUUCUGCGGAUGGAGAACAAGGAGGAGACACGCACCUGCGGCCAGUGCCACAAAGACGUCGCAGAGGCCAACUUCGCUCUGCACGAAACGCACUGCAAGCGCUUCUUGUGUCCCUGUCCUGACUGUGGUGAAUCAGUUCACAGAGAGCUACUGGACAAACACAGAGAGGAAGAGCACACACAGGUGAGAUGCUCCAAGUGUAACAAGAAGAUGGAGCAUCGUCACCUGAAGGAUCACGAGUCUGACGAGUGUGUGGAGCGUCUGCAGAGCUGUCAGUUCUGCGAGCUAGAGCUGCCGCACAAGGAGCUGGACGAACACAGUCUGGCCUGUGGGAGUCGCACUGAACGCUGCUUGGAAUGCGGCCGCUACGUCACCCUAAAGGACCAGGCCGAGCACGAACUGACCUGCUCAGCUGCUGACGACGACUCAGCUACUCCUCAGACUAGCAGCAAGCCGCCAUCAAACGAGAGAGUAACAGUGAUGUGUAACAGAUGUAUGAAAUCAAUUCCAGCUGAGGAUUUAGAAGAUCAUGAGCUGGAGUGUUUUCCAACAACCAGGCUGGACAAUGAAGAGGCUGCACCAGAGGAGGAAGAGAGUGACGAUGAGGAUGACUUCUACAGUGUGCAGGAAACUACUUGGCUAAGCAGCACCUUUAAGGCAAACUCCCUGUCAGACGAACCCAGCAGAGGUCCCUGGGGUGAUGAAGGUGACCCAUACCAGAUCAGCACCUGCCCCCACUGUCACCUGGCCCUGCCUAACUUCACACUACGCUGGCACACGGUGAAGUGCAAAAUCCACAUUCUCUUGAAAUAAAGAGACAGAGCUCGUCAGGAUGGACACGCUGCUUCAGAGAACUUUGAUCAUGUGUUAUUAGCAAAAGGAUGGAAAACUUACUGGGCUCCUUUUUUACAAAGGUUUACAUUUUGUUUUUAGUUUUAGUGUGUGCAUGGCUUUGUGCUCGCAUGAAGAGAAGGUGUUCUCAGAAAGUUCUCCGCAUCUCAGUAAACUUCACACUCCU